Molecule: messenger RNA, 1655 nt
Organism: Anguilla rostrata (American eel)
Lineage: Eukaryota; Metazoa; Chordata; Actinopteri; Anguilliformes; Anguillidae
Product: UAP56-interacting factor-like
Exons: 8
Coding region: 113-1084 (323 amino acids)
Biological process (GO): mRNA export from nucleus
Molecular function (GO): mRNA binding
Source: RefSeq, a predicted model, not a curated record
CACGCGUGCGUAUAACAUUGGUAGUAUAUGGUGGUUAACCAGUGAAUGGAGUGAACGCUGCGCUAGGAUUAUUUUGCCUCUGAAAUUCACCAACAAGACUAACAUAGAAAACAUGAGCAAUAUCGACUUCAAAUCUGGUGGUGGACCAGGAUUAAGGAAAGACCUUGGUGGGGGGGAAAGCGCUGAGGGACUCGAUAAAAUCGACAUGUCCUUAGAUGACAUAAUACGUUUGAACAGAAGAGAGCAGCAUACACAGAGGUCUGGCACGGGAAAUCGCAGGACACUCGUGAAUGGCCGUUUCUCACAGGGAAGGAGGGUUGGAUCGUGGGCUAGUGGCCCGUCACAAAGAGGUGGGGGUGUAGCGAGACUGGGUGGCCGUGGCCGAAGGAUGCUGCCUGUAGUGGGUCGUCGACGGGGUCAGGGGGUCAUUACAGGUCUGGCAGCCCGUCGGUCAGCCGCUCUAUGGAAGGGAAUCAGCCCAUUGAACCGGCCCACUGUAACUCAGAAACCACGGCCUCUUAUGCAGAGGAGGCCGGCGCAGCCCACACAGACAGACAUACAGCGACGGCAGCACAGACUAGCAGGAGCACAGAGGGGCCAGGACGCAGCCGCGCACAGACCCGUCCAGCUGCACAGACAGAAUGCGCCCCCCAUUCAGCAGAUCCAGAAGGAAGCUCGACAAGCAACUUUUCUCUUCCGCAGGGGCCUCAAGGUACAGUCCAUCUUUCCUUUCCCCCUUGCACUCUACACCUGGAUCUGUGUUCCUCUCCUCUCCCCUAGGUGGCGCACUUCGACAACAAGCAGCGGAAUCCUGACCGUUUCCAUUGACAAUCCGACCGCAAGGACACAGCCAGAGCCCCCCCGAGCCUGGACGCUGCACCCGCCCGUUACGCCCCCACUGGCCGUGAAGCAGGAAGAGGAGGAAAGGAAGCCGCCGCCCAAAGGGGUGCCCCUGCAGUUUGACAUCAACAGCGUGGGCAAACAGACCGCCAUGACGCUGAACGAGCGGUUCCGCAUCCUGAAAGACCGGCGCGUGGCGGCCGCUCAGAGCGGCAAGGCCGGCCGCUUCGUGACCGUGGGCUGACCGCGGCGCGGGUCCGACCGCGUCCCGACCGACGGGAGACCAGGCAGACCCGGGCGUACCGCGGAGGAGAGGGGGGGGGGGGGGCAGCCAAAACAAGCCGGGAACCCAGCACAGUCAUUUCCACGCAAGACCCGUCUAAUUCUAAUUCUCUUGGGGGAACAAUAGGAAUCCAGCGAGCCCAGAAAGAGACUGCGCUACACAAACUUCAGAGGAUUUAGGGGAGCAUUAAUCUCGGAAGGAGGUCACCUGUCUUUAAAAAAAACAACAAAAAAACAAAAAACAUUUUUUCUUAUUUUUACUGUUAAUAAUGACCAGAAUUGAUUCCGCGUUCAGGCAUUGUGUUCAGGAGUGCCUUUUCCAGGGCAAAUUCGACUUGUUCCCGAUGAGGUCGAUGCCAAGCCCAGAACAGAGAGCCAAGUGUUAUGUGAACAAGAAUGGUUUAAGUUAUUUAGGGGUUUUUUUUUUUUUUUUUUUUUUUUUUUUUUUUUAAAUAGAAAUUAGUUUUUAUAAAGAAAAGUUGUGUUUGUUUUAUAAAAACGUUUCAAAUAAACAUUGAUGUGGCAGAUUGUAA